Molecule: messenger RNA, 1380 nt
Organism: Diaporthe amygdali
Lineage: Eukaryota; Fungi; Ascomycota; Sordariomycetes; Diaporthales; Diaporthaceae
Product: gpi-anchored cell wall beta-endoglucanase
Exons: 3
Coding region: 1-1380 (459 amino acids)
Biological process (GO): cell wall organization; carbohydrate metabolic process
Cellular component (GO): fungal-type cell wall; cell surface; extracellular region
Molecular function (GO): 1,3-beta-glucanosyltransferase activity; glucan endo-1,3-beta-D-glucosidase activity
Source: RefSeq, a predicted model, not a curated record
AUGCUCGGCCCAUCCUCUUUGGUGGCCCUCGUUGCCGCCUCGCCUGCUUUGGCCGCAUACCAGGGCUUCAACUAUGGCUCUACCUUCACCACCGGCGCUGCCAAGGUCCAGAGCGACUUUGAGUCCGAGUUCAAGACCUCUCAGGGCCUGAUCUCUGCCCCAGGCGUGUUCAACUCAGCUCGCCUAUACACCACAGUGCAAGGCGGCACCACCAACAGUCCCAUCCAGGCCAUUCCCGCGGCGAUCAGCACCAAGACAUCCCUCCUCAUGGGCCUGUGGGCCUCUGCCGGUGACGCCAACUUCGCCAACGAGAUCGCCGCCCUCAAGUCUGCCAUAGCCACCUACGGCUCCCAGCUCGGUGGCCUCGUCGCCGGCAUUUCUGUUGGAUCCGAGGAUCUCUACCGUAUCUCCCCUACUGGUAUUCUCAACAAGGAGAACCCUGGUGUUGGACCGGAUGUUCUCGUCGGCUACAUCAAGCAGGUCAGGGAUGCCAUCGCUGGCACCCCUCUCUCUGGUGUACCUGUCGGUCACGUCGAUACCUGGACGGCUUGGGUGAACUCAUCCAACGAUGCCGUGAUUUCAGCAGCCGACUUCCUCGGCGUCGAUGCCUACCCCUACUUCCAGACUACAAUGGCGAACUCCAUCUCGAACGGCGCGUCUCUCUUCAACGACGCCUUCGGCGCGACCCAGGCCGCGGCCAAGGGCAAGGAGGUCUGGGUGACCGAGACUGGAUGGCCCAUCAGUGGCCCAGCGGCGAACCAAGCCGAUGCUAGCCUCACCAACGCCAAGACGUACUGGGACGACGUCGGCUGCCCCCUGUUUGGCAAGACCAACACCUGGUGGUACACCCUUCAGGAUGCCUCCCCCACCACGCCCUCCCCUAGCUUUGGAAUCGUCGGUAGCACCCUGUCCAACACCCCGCUCUACGACCUCUCCUGCAAUGCUUCGUCGUCCUCAUCGUCCUCGGCCUCUGGCACCGCCACUGCUGGUGGUGCUGGCGGUGCUGCUGUGUCCUCUGCCGCCGCCGCCACCGGUAGCGGCGCUGAUGGCGGCUCCCCCGGUAUCUCCGCGGGCGCCGGCAGUGUCGUGACCGUGGGCGCGUCAGGUGUGAGCGGCGGUGCCGGCGGUGCGACCGCUACUCUGCCUGGAACCCCUACAAACCCCACCGGAGCCGGUUCUGGAUCAGGUAGCUCAGGAAGUGGUGGCUCAGGCUCAGGCUCAGGAAGCUCCGGAUCUGGCAGCAGCGGCGGCAACGGAACCAUCACCACCUCCGUCCCAACAGCCAGCACCACUUCGGUGAUCACCAAUGAUGCGCCGGCGAACCUGUUCUCCUUCGGCGCCGCGUUCGUCGCCCUGCUGGCGGCUUGCAUGAUACUGUGA